UUUCGCUCUGAGAUGAUCGGCAAAAGAGUACAGGAACUCCUUGCUCAGGCGAAAUUUUGUGCGCGCUACUGCACUUCGUAAAGCGACACUUACGGGGAAGGAAUAUAAAAAAGCGAAUGGGUGUGCGCUACAGCUGAUGCACUGCAUCAAAACAUAAGACACGUAAGUGGAAGGCAGCUAUCUGACUCCCAAAUCAGACCCUGUUACAUCGGUACCCCACUCUCUUUCUCUCCGGCAUUUUAAUGUUUUCUUGCAGCAGAUUCUCCCGGAAGGGGGCCGAGCAUGCUUCCUUCCUGAGCGACGCCUUCUUUCCUUUCUCGCCUAAGAAAAAAAAAAACACGUAUCAGCAUCAAAGACGCACGCGCGUAACUCUCACCUUUCCUCUCGAGCGCAGAGUGGAGACCGAAAGGCGCAAUGCGGACAUGGGUGCUGUGCCUGCUGCUGGGGCUUGUGUGCCUUAUUGCCAUUUCCAUCGCCACCCUGGUGCUUCAGCUCCCGCCAGAACUCCUGGCUAGCUCUGGGCCCGAAAAUGAUCCGGACCAGCACAGCCCUCCUCUGGUGCCGCAGAAGCGAAAGGGAGACUUAACCAUCAUCGGGCCUGUAAAUGACGUGUCCGACACUUUUGAUGGCGUUGACAGAGACACUGGAGCGGGGCCACCGCAAUCGCUGCUGGCGCCACAGGACCCGUUACCCGACGCCUAUCUGGUUCCUUCGGCGGGCAGUUCCCCAGACACACCCAGCCGAGGAGGUGGCAACAAUGACUUGGAGACGAACGUAGACGUACUCAGCGCCACAGACAUAAGCAUCGCAGUUGAAGCAGAAACAACCGCGCCCACUCCGGUUACAUCGUUGCCUAGGUUUCCCGAGACCACCGAAGACGGCCGUCCACUCGUCAAUACUACGACCGGCAGGGUGGCGGGGUUUAAAACGGAGGUGCUCGGUCGCAAGCUAGACGUUUUCCUUGGUAUUCCCUUCGCUACGCCGCCUCUAGGAGAGCUCAGAUUUAAGAAGCCGCUGCCAGUGCGACCAUGGGACAACGUUCUGGAGGCUAAAGAGAUGGGACCACCGUGCUACCACAUUUCUUUCGCAUCCAGCUGGAGUUGGGCUGCCAGCAAAAAACCUGAAAGCGAAGACUGCUUGCACUUGAACGUGUGGUCUCCCGACACAACAGGACGCAAUGCGACGAAUGGCUCUACAAGACUGAGACCCAUGGUCGUAUUCAUUUACGGUGGAGGUUUCAACAUCGGCUCCACUGACUGGGAGUUCUACGAUGGUGGUGUGCUUGCAGCUUACGGUGACGUAGUGGUGGCCUCCAUGAACUACCGACUCGGGGCACUGGGGUUCCUCAACGCGGACAUCGAAGACAUCCCCGGUAAUAUGGGGCUGUACGAUCAGCACCUGGCUCUACGCUGGCUAUACGAGAACGCGAGAUCCUUCGGUGCCGAUCCUGCUCAUGUGGUGCUCAUGGGCGAAAGCGCCGGCGCAGUGUCUGCCGGCCUUCACCUAAUUUCGCCCAUGAGCCGCAACAUGGUGAAGCGCGUCAUCCUGCAGAGUGGCAGCCCGUUGUGGGACACACCGGACAACACGGCCGACGGAAUUAAGAAGGCCACAGAGUUCGCAGAGAUCUUCAAGUGCGCCAACUCCACACACAACUUUCAGGAUGGGGCCGCAGCAGACGACGUAGUUCACUGUCUGCGCGAUAUCGAUGCUAACACGCUCUUCCGCACGGCCGAGAAGGCCCUGGGAAAACGUGUGCUGACGUACCACCCUCGGCACGGCGAUGACUUCAUGCCAAUCAACGCGCAUGAGGCUCUCAGGAAAGGACUCUUCAAGGACUCGGAUGUGCUUCUGGGUGUGAACAAGGAUGAAGGCAGCAUCUUCGUCGCAAACACGCUGCCUUACAUUUUCCUCAACAGCCUAGCGCCAAACAUAACCAAAGAUGAAGCGGCGUUCUACCUCAUCUUCUUUUUCCAGUACAUCAUCCGGACAGGUACUCGUGACAUCAGGGACCACUACUUCAAGAACAUCAAGGACCGAGACUACCCGAGCGUUCGAAACGCAUUCAUCGAGGCCAUCGGCGAUUAUCUUCAAAUUUGCCCUACAAUUUACUACGGCGAGGUGUACUCGGAGUUCAACAACAGCGUCUAUUUCUACCACUUCUUGCACCGGCCCAGCAACAGCUACUGGCCAGAGUGGUUGGGCACGGCGCACUUCGACGAGGUGGAGUUUGUGUUUGGUGUGCCGCUCAGGUUCCCCAAGCAGUUCACAGAAGAAGAGGUACUGUUCUCGCGUCAAAUUAUGGAUAUCUGGAUGACCUUCGCAAAAACGGGCAAGCCGCCAGCCAUGGACGGCACGCCGUGGCUUCGCUUCUCGGAACUUAACCCGGUGCACAUGGAACUGAGUCCCAAGCGGUUCCGGCUGGGCAAAGGGCUACACGCCGACCACUGCCGGUUCUGGAAGAAGUUCAUUCUCAAGCAAGAAGCUGACCUCGGUGAGCUUAUCGAGCGGUACUGGUACGACGUCCGCUUCCAGUUCUUCAUCGAGGGUCGCAAGUCCACCACUUACUGCAUCAGCGCCGAGCAGGCACCCACCGUCCGCCUUCAGCAGCUCAGGCUCAUCGACAUCGCCAAGGGGCACUACGAGGCCUCGUUGCUAAUCUUGGCGUCCAAGGAUCUCCCGGAGUUGCAGUUGGAGACGUGCGAGCAACCCAAGCUUUUCCUGACUAUCAAACUCAAGUACGAAGUCCUAGACUGGAAGACACCACCGGCGAAGCUUACGUUCUCGAGCGUGGGCAAGCCGCCUCGGCGAGAGCGCCGGCUGGCGUCGUUUAACGGAAGAACUAACCUAGAUAGCGACCUUUUCUCUUUUCUUUUUUUCGGCCAGUCGCCGCCCGCACUGUCGGCCGCAGCGCGUGCGGCGCCCUUGAAUGGAACGGGUGGAAUGCACCUUUCUGUCAAGAAGACCGCAGGGUCGUCAGGCGAAAUGGGUAAAUCAGUUUUCAUCUGUCUCCUCCUAUGCCCACUCUCCACGCUCUGCGUGCGGCGGGAGCAGCCGUCGAGCGAUGUGUUGGCCUACACAAAGUCGGGCGUUCUACGUGGCAGCACGCUGAUGGUCAUGGGAAAACCCGUAGACACCUACUUCGGCAUACCAUUCGCCCAGCCACCCGUAGGGGACCUGCGCUUCAAGAAACCCGUCCCGAUCAAACCGUGGGGCGGAAUCCGAAACGCGACCCGGCUUCCACCACCGUGCGCUCAAAUAGAGCUCGAGCUCCCCAUGACCUGGACCAAGAGCAAACAGCCCGCGUCGGAGGAUUGUCUGUACCUGAACGUGUGGGCGCCGCCAUGCUCGCAGGAGGACUGCAACUGCUCGCUCAAGAACAUCCUAGUCAACGUGUACGGAGGCGGCUACAGCGUAGGCUCGAGCGACUGGGACAUCUACGACGGCGCUGCUCUAGCGUCCAUCGGAGACGUCGUGUACGCCAAUAUGAACUAUCGAGUCGGCGCUUUCGGCUUCCUCAACGGCAAGGUUCCCGAAGCUCCCGGGAACCAGGGGCUUUUCGACACCCUUCUGGCGGUAAAGUGGAUCAAGGAAAACGCCGUGGCGUUUGGCGGUAACCCCGACAAGAUCACGCUGUUCGGCGAGAGUGCCGGAGCGGUUACCGUUGGCUACUUCCUGGUCUCUCCCCUGGCCAGGGGCAUCGUCAAUCGGGUCAUCAUGCAGAGCGGCAGUCCGUACUGGAGAAUCGGCGACAACACUGACGGUGGACCUCAAAAGCUUCUCGACAUGGCGAAGAAAGUCGGCUGUGCUGACGCCGCCGUGGACUUCCAGCGGGACCACGAGAGCGUCAUGCAUUGCAUGCGAACAAAAGUUUCCGGAGAGGCGAUCCUCGAAGCCGGUCGUCAGAUGUACGGCAAGAAGCACUCGAGCGCUUUCUUCCCGAGUUAUGGUGACGAGUUCCUACCCCAAGACCCCGUGAAGAGCUUCGAAAGCGGCGACUUCGAUCUUAACACACCCGUGCUGUUGGGCACCAACCAAGACGAAGGUUCUGUAUUCCUGACCACGAUCCUUCCCGAGAUCUUCCCCCACGACGGUGUCGUCGAGUUGUCAAAGGACGAAGCCGGAUUCUACCUCAUCUUGAUGUUUCAGUAUCUCAUGGGCAAGACGACCACUGAAGUCAGAGACUUCUACUUCAAACACAUGCACAAUCCCAACACCUCCGCUGUACUCACGGCAGCGUCGGACGCCGUGGGUGACUACGCUUUCACGUGCCCCGUGAACUACUUCGCCAAGGCCGUGUCUCGCAGAGGCGGCGAUGUCUAUUAUUACUAUUACACGCACCGUUCAGCCCGCACCAACAGGUCAGAGUGGAUGGGAGUGGCCCACUUCGAGGAGUUUCCGUUUGUCGUCGGCCUGCCAUUUUGGUGCGAUCUUCACUACCCCGAGGAAGAGAUACGUUUCAGCCGGCAAGUGAUGGACAUCUGGGUAACAUUCGCCAAAAACGGGAGUCCUCCCAGAGUGAAUGGUACUGAGUGGCCGAAGUACUCGGAAGAGGCCCCGUACUACAUGGAACUCAACCCGAAGCACUUCCACGUGGGCCGCGGUGUGCACGAGCACAGAUGCCGGUACUGGAGAAAGCACAUCGUUCGAGACGCCUUAUGAAAAGGAAUAAAACGAGAGCCGCUUCUCAUGCUCUCUAUAUGUAGAGUGUUCAUUCGUUUCUAUAUAAAGCACGUUUUGCACUUGG
Molecule: messenger RNA, 4744 nt
Organism: Dermacentor andersoni
Lineage: Eukaryota; Metazoa; Arthropoda; Arachnida; Ixodida; Ixodidae
Source: RefSeq, a predicted model, not a curated record